GUAGGCAACGUUUUGUCAAGCAUAAAAUUACAUUUUGAAUUGAAAACCUAGAAAAAAUGUCUCACAAACGAAUGCGGUAUUUUCUUAUGGAUGAGGUUGUCACCCACAAUCGCAAGGAUGACUGCUGGGUGGUCAUACACAAGAAUGUUUGAUCUGACGCCUAUGAUCAAGGAUCGAAUUGAUCACUGGAAUCGUAACAUGGACUAUCUGAUGGCACAUGCUGGCAAGGAUCUGAGUCAUUUGUUUCACGAGAAUGGCGAACCACGCACUGAGAUCUCUCCUAGCUCAGGGCAUCCUCGAGUGCUGUUUCCGCCCAUUCUCGAGGUGGCCAUCAGCGAUUUUGCACGCUCCAAGCACGCCAUGUGGAGCCAGGAUAACUUCUAUCACAUUGGCAGGAUCACACGGCGAGCACGGCGCCUGCGCAUCAUCAACACACUGACAGCAAAGGUGCAGUUUAUGAAUGUGUGCGAUGAGGAUAGCAUCUAUGACAUACAGCAAAAGUAUAAAGCACGCUACAAUCAUCAUGCUGGCAGCUACGAAUGGCGCAAGUUCUCCAAUGGGGCGAAGUAUUGCGGCGUCUUGAACCUGAACGGCAACCUGGACGAGAACGGACUGACAGAUGCUGAGGAAAGCGACGUCGAGUUGCCGCCACCCUCGAUUUGGCUGUACUACACCGAUGACUUGACGAUUGCUUGAUUGGCUUUUGGUUUUUAUUUUAUUAUUGGAAAAUUUGUUGUGUGCAUGUCUGCAAGUAAAGCGUAUUUCAAGCUA
Molecule: messenger RNA, 771 nt
Organism: Drosophila albomicans
Lineage: Eukaryota; Metazoa; Arthropoda; Insecta; Diptera; Drosophilidae
Product: cytochrome b5 domain-containing protein 1
Exons: 3
Coding region: 91-696 (201 amino acids)
Source: RefSeq, a predicted model, not a curated record